AUGGAGUUUAACUUCAUUGGCGAUGACUUUGGUCCGCUCUUUCAUUAUCAGUAUCGGUUUAUAUUAAUUGGAGAUUCCACUGUUGGAAAAUCCAGUUUACUAAAAUAUUUUACUGAAGGCCGACCGGCUGAGAUAACAGAUCCAACAGUCGGCGUUGAUUUUUAUGCUCGAAUGGUCGAACUCAAUCCCGGAUACCGGGUGAAGUUACAACUAUGGGAUACAGCAGGACAAGAGAAGUUCAAAUCAAUCACGAGGUCCUAUUACCGCAAUUCCGUUGGGAUUAUGCUGGUUUUCGACAUAACCAAUAGAGCCAGCUUUGAACAUAUAAACUCAUGGUUACAAGAAGCUGAAUCAAAUGUUGGAGGUCCGUAUCCAGAGCAAUGUGUUUUUCAAUUAAUUGGUCACAAAUCUGAUUGUGGCGCCAAGCGCCAGGUGGAUUACGAAGAGGGAGAAUAUUACGCUAAGUAUCAUAGAAUGAAAUACAUCGAAACUUCUGCUAUUACUGGAGAAAAUGUAUUGGAGGCUUUUCUGAUGAUGGCCAAUGAGGUUCAUACAAAAAUUAAUGAAGGCCAUUUGAGAACCCAAGAAGGUUGGGAAGGGAUUAGAAACGGAACUAUGCGAUCUCAUUCGAUUUGUCUUUCUGAUAGCGUCCCGUAUGCUUCAGCUCAAAACGGCUGUGGAUGUUGA
Messenger RNA from Auanema sp. JU1783, 687 nucleotides. The record is from the annotation of a GenBank genome assembly. NCBI's taxonomy places the organism in Eukaryota, Metazoa, Nematoda, Chromadorea, Rhabditida, Rhabditidae.